AUGAAGCGUGUUAGUUCUUCUUCUGGUGAGGGUGCACCCUCACCAAAGCAAUCGAGAUUGAGCGUGGAGAGUGUCUUUGAGUUAAAGCGUACCGUACCGCGUGGUUUCCUAAAAGAGUACCGAGCGGAUCUAGACGAGCAUCACAGAGAUGUACUCACAGUGCUCAAUGGACUUGCACAAAAUAUGCGAAGUGUUUUGCUGAGGGAGUUGGAGGUGCAGCAAUUUAAAACCGUUCUCGUGACCUGCAUCAUGAUGGAGAGAAGCGAUGCAUCCGGAGCUACUGUGUCAGCAUCGCCAUUUUUCCGCAGUUCCCCCAUAUCCAUUCUCAAUCCACAUGGCAUUGAUGACCAACUAUCCAACGCCUUCGGCAAGAUCAUAUCCAAGGUUGAUGGGUGGCUCCAGGCUGGCUCCGGUUGGACUGUGGUUCGGGUGCGAAGCGUGCACAUUGACAUUGCCAAGUAUCUCCCCAUGCACGGCUCAUCUUAUCUACCUCUACCGCAGAAGAUCUCCAAAACGAAGGGGGUGAUCAACGUUCGUAAUACCGAUGAUCAGUGUCUGAAAUGGGCACUUCUAUCCGCACUACACCCAGCUGAGAAGAAUGCUCAACGGGUUACGAAGUACCAGUCGUACGCACAAACCCUGAACUUUGAUGAUGUGGACUUUCCUGCAACUCUUGCGGAUGUGUAUAAGGUGGAGACUGCGAACAAUCUAGUUAUCAAUGUGUUUGGAUUCGAAGGUGGCUAUCUCUUCCCAUUGAAGUUGACGGACCAUGAAAACGAUGCCGGUGCCAUCAACCUCCUGCUCCUACAUGAAGAGUUGACAAGCCAUUUCUGCUGGAUCAAAGAUUUUGAUGCGCUAUGCUAUCAUCUGAACAAGUGCAAGACUAGGACCUACUUUUGCAUGAGGUGUUUAUCCGGACACCGAUCUCCGCAGACUCUCGCCAGACACCAACUGUACUGCGCCGACGCGAAGCCUGCUGUGAUCAAGCUACCAGAACCCGGUGAGACGCUCACUUUCACGGAGAACAAGCGGAGAAUGAAGAUGCCAUAUAUCAUCUACGCUGAUACUGAGAGUGUUCUCGCACCCAGCUCAGGGCAGCAUGGAGCCAACACUGUUCGGAAUGCAGAGCAUGAACCCUGUGGCAUUGCUUACAUCGUAGUGCGGUCAGAUGGAGAGGUGACGAGGCGAUUUCUUUACAGAGGAGAAAACCCGAUUGAAUCGUUUUUCGAGGAGCUCGCGGGAGAAGAUGAAAGAAUCACCAAUGACCUGCAGCACAUACGACCCAUGAACAUGUCAGCGGAGGAACAGCAACAGUUUGAAAAUGCGAAUGAGUGCUGGAUUUGCAGCGAUGAGCUGGGUGAUGAUCGAGUGCGAGACCACGACCACAUCACGGGUAAAUACCGCGGUGCAGCUCACAGCAAGUGCAACAUCAACCUGCGGAUUACACCAGAGACUCACCCAAUCCCAGUAGUUUUCCACAAUCUGAAAGGUUACGACGCCCACCCACUCAUUUCAGCCAUUGGCGCCACCUCAUCGGAGAGCACGACCUACAUGAGCGGCGGGAGAAAGAAGACCAAGAAAUCCGGUGAGAUCAAGAUCAUUCCUAACAACAUGGAGCGUUACAUCUCCUUCAGCUGGGGGCGAUUCCGCUUUGUGGAUAGCCUAUCAUUCUUGAAUGCUUCGCUGGACAGGCUGGUAAAGAACACACCGAAAGACUCAUUUCACCAUCUGAGCUCAUUCUCUAGACUCACCCACACCAACAUCAACGGUAUGGAUGACAGCAGCAGCAGCAGUAGCAGCGACGAUUCAUCUACCACCAACAUUUACCAUGAUGAUACUUCAGCUGAUGAUCUGUUUGAGCUGCUUACUCGCAAAGGAGUCUACCCGUAUGAAUAUGUAACCAGUACAGCGGUGUUUGAUGAGACAUCACUACCACCCAAAGACGAGUUCUUCUCUUCAUUGACGGAAAGCCACAUCAGCGAUGAUGACUAUGAGCAUGCUCAACGCGUCUGGUCUGCGUUCAAGUGCAGAAACAUGGGAGACUACCAUGAUCUAUACCUCAAUACUGAUGUAAAUCUUCUGGCUGACGUCUUUGAGACAUUCCGAGUCACAGCCAUGAACACUUACGAACUCGAUCCGGCACAUUACUAUACUCUCCCCGGACUCGCCUGGGAUGCCCCACUCAAGUACACCAAGGUAACCCUCUCUCUUCUGAGUGAUGUGGAUAUGCACCUAUUCAUCGAGCGUGGUCUCCGUGGUGGGGUGUCCAUGGCUUCACAUCGUCAUGGCAAGGCAAACAACAGACGCAUGCAGAGUUAUGAUGAGAGCAAGCCAUCCACCUAUCUCCAGUAUUUAGAUGCCAAUAAUCUUUAUGGUUGGGCGAUGUCACAACAUCUGCCAGUAUCGGACUUUGAGUGGUGUCCACCGACAAGCGAGCUCCUGGAUAGCAUCCUCACUCAAGCGGACGAUGCCUCGCUAGGCUACAUGGUUGAAUGCGAUCUCACCGUACCAGAUCACUUGCACGACCUGCUGAACGAUUACCCACCGGCACCGGAGAAGAUGACCAUCAGCGAAGAGAUGCUCUCCCCAUACCAACGCGAGCUGAUGAAGAGUAUGUCAAUCACCGGACUGUCCUCACCUAAACUGGUCCCUCACCUCAUGCGCAAGCAACGGUAUGUGCUCCACUAUCGCAACCUGCAGCUGUAUUCCAAACUCGGGCUAGCCAUCGACUGUGUGCACCGUGUACUACGCUUCAGACAGGAAGCUUGGAUGAAGCCAUACAUCGAGCUGAACACGGAGCUCCGCAAACAAGCUGUCAACGAGUUUGAAAGAGACUAUUUCAAGUUGAUGAACAAUGCCGUAUUUGGCAAAACGAUGGAGAAUGUGCGAAGGAGAGUAAACAUCCGCUUGCUGCGAGCAGACGAUGAUGAGGACAGGAUCCUCACAGCCGUAGCCAAGCCGACGUAUGUCAGACACGUCAUGUUUGACAAUGACCUCGUCGGCGUUGAAAACCGAAAAAUCCGCGUCUCCCUCAAUAAGCCCGUGUACAUCGGAAUGAGUGUACUAGAUCUCAGCAAGGAGUUGAUGUAUCGCUACUACUAUCACAACCUCAAGUCUCGCUACGCCGAGCGUGUGCGACUGCUGUACACUGAUACGGACUCCCUCAUCCUCCAGUUAGAAACGGAUGACUUGUGCGCGGACAUGAUGAGCGACUUGGAUGCGUACGACACCAGCAACUACGCCACAGACCACCCGCUAUACAGCCAGGUGAAUAAGAAAAAAGUAGGUAAAUUUAAAGAUGAGCUAGGUGGAAAAAUGAUGAGUGAAUUCAUAGCUCUACGCUCCAAGAUGUACUCGUACGACGGUGAGGAAAGCGGACAGCGGGCCAAAGGCGUCAAAAGAAGCGUGACGAAGAAGUUCACCAUCCGCGACUACGAGCGCUGUCUAACCGAAAGACGCACCUCUGCUCACCCGAUGACUGCGCUGAGAAGCCACGAUCAUCACAUCUUCACUGAAACAGUUACGAAGACCUCACUCUCGCCAUUCGAUAGCAAAAGAUACAUUCUUGCCGAUGGUGUGUCCACGCUGGCGUACGGUCAUCACCGUAUUGCACCCUCGCACGCGCAACAGUAA
Sycon ciliatum is the source of this 3633-nucleotide messenger RNA. RefSeq lists its product as uncharacterized. Bases 1 to 3633 code for a protein of 1210 amino acids. Gene Ontology annotation, molecular function: nucleic acid binding; nucleotide binding. The record is from RefSeq and is a predicted model, not a curated record. The transcript has 4 exons. NCBI's taxonomy places the organism in Eukaryota, Metazoa, Porifera, Calcarea, Leucosolenida, Sycettidae.